CUGAGUGGGUUCGGUUGGCGGACCGAGAUGAACCUGGUCCAGGUUCUGCCGAGCCAGGCCGAGGCCCACCUGGAAGGGGGGAGCGCCCCAGCAGAGGACCUGGUCCCGGAGGUGGUCAGCGGGGGCAGUGCUUCAGAUUCUGAUGGCGACGAAGACAUUGCCGCCAUUAGGAGGCCUCGCCGGAACGCCAUCAGAGACAGCGACAGCGAGGAGGAGGAGACCAACAGGAGGACAAGCCCCGCCCCCUCCAGCGGCAGGGGGACAAGCCCCGCCCCCUCUGAUGGCGAGCAGGAGGGGAAGAGGGGAGUGAAGGCGAAGGAGCAGAGGAAGAGAGGGAGGCGCCGGCAGGAGGCGGCGAGGAGCAAAGCGCCGCGGAGGCUGAAGAACAAGCAGCGACUUAGCGGGGGAGAGCCGGAGCCUCCUCAGAAGGACAGCGGCUGCCCUGUUGAAGGCGCCGAGGAGGAGGAGCAGCAGGAGGAGGAUGAAGAGCAGGAGGAGGAGGAAGAGGAGGAGUCUCUGGACGCCAUCCGGGCUGCUGUGAAGCAGAAGCUGAACAGACGGAAGAGUCCUGGCCUGGAGGAGGAGGAGGAGGAGCAGGAGGAGGAGGAGAAGCCUCGGCGAGUGGAGCGCCGGGCGGCCCGGGCCAGCAGGGAGGCCAUGAAGCAGCUGCACAGCGAGUCCCAGAGGCUGCUGAGAGAGUCUUCUCUGGGGCUGCCGUACCACGUCCCCGAGCCCAAGACCGUGGACCAGUUCUACAAGAGGAGGAUCCGGCCGGGGGGGGGCGCCAUGGCGCUGCUCAAAGAGCCGGCCGCGCAGGUCCUGCCCCCCCCCGGACCGGCUGCCGCCUCGUCCCCCCAGAAGAGCCCCACCCGGCCCACAGAGGGCCCAGAACCGGACCAGGAACCGGGCCCGCUGCUGUUCCUCUCUGAGACCCAGCAGGAGGCGUUCCCUGCUGGGGGGGCGGCCCCCGCUGGCCCCCCAGAGCAGAACCAGGCUGCCCCGGACUCUGGGAUCCAGGAGCCGGCCCCUGCCAAGCCCAAGAGGGACAGGCUGACCCGGCUGAGGGAGCUGGGCCUGGACCCCCCCCCGGUGGCCCGGCUGUGCCCAGACCAGGGGGCCUUCGUGGAGCUGGACCCUGUCGGCUGCCACCCCGGUGUGGAGGCCCUGAAGGAGCGCUACCUGAGGCACGUCCAGCCGCCCGCCCCCCCCCAGGGGGAGCGCACCCUGCAGCUCAACAUCGUCCGCAAAGUCGGCGCCCCCGGCGGGGGGGGGGGCCCUGACCAGCUGGUGGCCGAGGCCGUCAGCGUCACCCUGAAGGAGGCCAGCGAGGAGCCGCCCACAAGGCCAGGAGAGAAGCUGCUGACUCUGAAGCAGCGGCUGCAGCUCGCCAUGAUGCAGCGCCGCAGGGAGGAACGCCAACGGAGGGAGGAGCUACGGCGCCUGGACAACGAGGAGCAGGAGGAGGAGGAGGAGGAGGAAGAGGACAUGACUGAUGAGUCAGGGGAGGAGGAGGGCGUGGACGAGCUCCUGGGAGGAGAUGGGGGUGAGGAGGAAGAGGAGGAGGAGCGAGGGGCUCAGAACCUGGACCUCCAGAACCGGGACGGCACGCUGCUGCUGUUCCCAGGAAGCUCCUGCUCACGGACCGGUGAUGGCGUGCGGAGGCCCGGCGCCGCGGACCCGGUCCAGGCCUUCGGAACCGGCCCGUCUCCGCCCCCAGAGGAGGACGACUCGCUGAAGGACAACAGCCACAACAGCAGCUUCGAGCUGGCCGCCUCCAUGCUGACCUCCUACCAGCCAAUCAGCAGCCAGCGGGGGCGAGGCCUCCCCGCCGCCGCCCUCCGCUCGCCAUCACCCGCCUUCUUCAGGCCCAGUCUGCUGGGCUCCGCCUCCAAGAGUUCUGGGAAGCUCUCAGAGUCCCUCUGCCUCCCUGUGGAGGACUCCCAGGACCUGUACGCCCCCCCAUCCCCCGGCGCUGACUCGGGGCCCCUGGGAGGCGGGGCCUGUGGCUCCUCAUUGGGGGGUGGGGCCUGUGGCUCCUCAUUGGGGGGCGGGGCCUGUGGCUUCUCCCUGGAGGACGACGCCCACUCGCAGCUGCUGGACGCCGACGGCUUCCUGAACGUGGGCCCGCGGGCCCCCCAGAGGCAGCUGGUGCUGGGCAGCCUGGACGAGAACGCCAUGGACGCCAACAUGGCCGACCUGCUGGGGCUAUGCUCGGGCGCCUUUGGGGCGGCGAGCGGAGGGGGCGGGGCCACGCAGGACAGCGAGCUGCUGGGGCUCUGCUCGGGGGCGUUUCCCCCAACGCCGGCCGAGGAGCAGCAGCCCGAGAGGGGACGUGAGAAGGAGCAGCUCCCCAGCCCAGGUUCUGCUCACCGAGCUGCUCCAGAACCACUCCGGCCAGAGUCUCCUCCAGCAGAGCUGCUUCCUCUGGACAGGAGGAGGCCCGAGGAGCGGCAACAAGAGGAGGAGCAGCAGCAGCAGGAGGAGGAGGAAGAGGAGGACUGCGAGUUCCACCUUCUGUCAGAUGUGGAGAGCGAGAAGGAGGAGGAGGAGGAGGAGGAGGAGGAAGGGGAGGAGCAGGAGGCCAGCGAGACCAACACUGAUGUGGAGGAGGAGGAGAUGCAGGCUGUGUUUGCCCCCCAGCGGCUGAAGGGCAGGAGGAAGAAGAUGCCUUGCUGCUGUUUCAGGGCUCUGAGGGACUAUGUGGACUCGGAGGCCGAGCUGUCGGGCAGCGACGUGGGCAGCGACGACGAGGACGCCGACGGGGGCAGCGAGUACGAGGAGGAGGAGCUGCUGGAGGAGCUGCCCUCCGACGAGGAGCUGCAGGACCAGGUCAACAAGAUCCACAUGAAGCAGGUCCUGGACGAGGACAAGCGGCGGCUGCGGCUUUACCAGGAGCGCUACCUGGCAGACGGGGACCUGCACUCAGACGGGCCGGGCCGGGCCCGCCGGUUCCGCUGGAGGAACAUCGACGACGGGUUUGACGUGGACAGAACUGGUGGCGAGGAGGAGGAGGGGGAGGGAGAGGAGGAGGACGUGGACGUCGCUGAGGUCGAGAGGAGGAAGGCCAGGCUGGAGAGGGAGCAGUGGCUGCGGGAGCAGGCCCAGCAGAAGGCCCAGAAAGGGGAGGACCUGGAUGCAGACGACGAGCCGGGGGGAGAGGACGACAGCCGCUUCAUGAAGCUGGCCAAGAAGCUGACGGCCAGGACGCUGCAGAGGAGAGCAGAGGCUCCCGCCGCACUGCAGGAACCACAGAAGAAGAAGAGCUCGCUGAACCCUUUCCAGAGGUCCUCGCAGCCCCUGCAGGUGAGGAGGGGCUCUCUGCUCAGCCAGCCCGCCGCCGUGCUGCAGAAGCUGGCCUCCCUCUCUGAGGGGAACCCCCUGGCGCCCCGGAGCUCCAGAGGCUUCCUGUUCCAGACGCUGUCCCCCGAGAAGCCCGGAGCAGCAAAGGGGGCUCAGGUGAGACCGGGAUCAGGCAUCCCUGGAACCCGACCGGGACCAGAACCAAACACCCUGAGGGCAGCGAGGGGGACUGAGCCCAGAGGCCGAGUGGCCGAGUCCUGGUUCCAGAGGCCCGAGUCCUGGUUCCAGAGGCCCGAGUCCUGGUUCCAGAGGCCGAGUCCUGGAUUCCAGAGGCCCGGGUCCUGGUUCCAGAGGCCCGGGUCCUGGUGUGAUGAAGAGGAGGGCUCCAGAGUCCAGCUGCCCAGCAGCAAAGCGGCCGUGCAGAGGAGCUGCUGCUCAGAGCUCAGCCAACCAGAGGAGCAUCUUCAGCUUCCUGGACCACUGAAGAGGACCAGGGGGGAUUAUCCGCCCGGCUGGGAGCGGCAGGUGCGUGCGCCGGGCGUGGGGGCCGGUGGCCGGCCAGUGGGGGGAGUCUGUCAUAGAGUCCAGGUCCUGCUGACCCGCUCCGCCUGGAAGUGGCCUCCCCGCUCCGAGCCCCGGCCUCUAAUCUCAGCCUCUCAAACUGUGGCCCCGGGCUCCUCGUGGCUCCUCCACAUAAUCCCCUGGAAGUGUGCGGCGCUGCUGAUUCCUCUGAAGCUCCACACAAAGCUUUUCCCAGCGUCCUCCAGCUCCCGGGGAUUAAUGCCCCCCGUUCGGAGGAGGCAGGAGGAACCCAGCCGCCACUCUGAGGCCGCCCGGAGUCCAGAACCCGUCUGA
This is a messenger RNA of Menidia menidia (Atlantic silverside), 4155 nucleotides long. NCBI's taxonomy places the organism in Eukaryota, Metazoa, Chordata, Actinopteri, Atheriniformes, Atherinopsidae. The record is from the annotation of a GenBank genome assembly.